Messenger RNA from Haliotis rubra (blacklip abalone), 2825 nucleotides. RefSeq lists its product as uncharacterized. The record is from RefSeq and is a predicted model, not a curated record. The transcript is spliced from 6 exons. The coding region runs from base 62 to 817 and encodes 251 amino acids. Lineage: Eukaryota; Metazoa; Mollusca; Gastropoda; Lepetellida; Haliotidae.
GACAGGCAGUGAGUGUUGUGCGCGGGACAAGCCGAAGACAGUGACCUUAAACUAUACCAAGAUGGAAGGGCAACAGGGCAAGAAACAGAACGAUGAAGAAAUCAGACAGCAGGUGCUUGCCGAAGAUGCUACGAAGGAUAUUUCGGUGUACUUGAGUGUGGCCAUUGCGACUGUAGCUGUUACGACGGCGUGUCUUGGUACUGGGUCCGUGAUCGUCCUUCGCUCGCUUGUUCGGUUCCGCCCGGAGAUCGGAGGUUACUGGAUGUCAGGUAUACCGUUCAUAUUCCCGGGCGUGUCAGGGACGGCAGUUGCGUUCAAGCGCCACAGAACAGCACUCUCCAUCCACGUCGCUAUCAUGAUCAUCGCGAUGCUGGCGGGCGGCAGUUGCUAUGGUUACUCCAUUGAAACGGUUUAUUUCAAUAAUGAAAACUGCACCGACAUAUACCGCGUAGGUGCCUGUGACCGUCCCCCCCUGCUCUUCAUGCACCUAGCAUCAGGGGGAGCAGCCACCGCCUUCAGUAUCCUGGGUGUCUUCAUGUCCCUGUGUGCCUGCAACAGUGUCAGCAAAACCUACGCCAAAAGAGCCCAUGACAAUGAAUUAAAGUCACAAAGAGAGGCUGAGGCACAACGACAGAAGGCGAUUCAAGCUAAGAAGCAAGAGUUCACGUAUACUCCUGCAAUCACAACUAUCUCAGAGAAAACGCCCUUCGGAAAUGACGUCAUUACGCCUGCGUCCAAUGGCGUGAGCGUUGUAACGGUUACUGCGGACUCAAACGAAACCAAGCAACCAAUAUUAGACGACGUCACGAGGCUCUGAUCAAAAAGUGUGAAAGUUGAUAAAACAGAGAUGUGUAUACUGAGCUUGGCCUCCUCAAGCAAAACUCCAUUCUUCAUGGGUCUCUCCCGUGAAAACAUAUUUAGUCCAGAUUUGUGUUUUCAUUCUUGUGGUAAUCGCAGUAAUUAUUUAAGAAAGUGCAAGCAUGGACUGGGGGUUUCCAGUUUUUCACACCACUGUAUCUUAUUUACCGAUGUGAGGUCUCCCAAUACCUGAUUACAACGAUACAACAUUGUAACACGGCCCCUGCACCCAGAUCUUGAUCACAACACAAUUUACCUAACCAUUGACCAUUAUACAGGUUACUAUGCUAGCGUUAGUGACUAAUAUUUUCAAGUACCUGCAAGAUUGAUUCAUAACAUUCAAACGUCAUUUCAUUGCCCUGCUCAAAAAUACGAUGUCUAUGAAACCAUUCCAGCAGUUAAUGAUUACGAUGUAUAUAACAGAAUCAUCUACAUCACCUUGAAAUGGGCACAACGUGCACUGGCCAGCGUUGUGCUACAGGUGGACACCACCAUCGUUGAGCACCUUAAGAUAGCAAGUUCAAACAUUUUGCCCAAAAAGAUAUCACGAAACCUAACUGGCAGUCAGAUGUAGACAAUAUACCUAAAGGAAGCAAUUGAGCCAUACUUGGUAACGCGAAGAUCUGGGCUGACCUUUGACAAUUGACAUGAAACUUGGAUAUGGCCAAAGCUCUUUUACUAACCUCAAAAAAACCGUAUAAAACUCAAACCACUAUAGCAGACAAUUUCAUCAUCCCAGACUGAAAAUAAAACAAGUCUGCCGAAUAGAGUUUUGAAAAUCAGUUUGGACUUGGAAUUAUUUUGUUGAACUGAUUUUAAAUAUUCUCACUGAACUGUUUCUCAUACAUUUGAGUAAAUCCUAUAGACACCCUGGACAGUGUUAUAUACCCUUUCAGCGACUGUCAGAAGGUGUUAUUAGGUGUCCCAAAUUACAAAAUGUGUCACUUACAGUAGGCGAAGAGAUCCCUUAUUAUGUAUAUAAUUCCUUUCCUUGUAUAAUUGGUAUUUGUUACUGAUAAUGCAUUUUUAUACACUAUGUAUUGGUUUAAUGAUGGUUAUUAACUGUUUUAAUUUCUAUUCUUCGUUUUAAUAACAAUUGACAUUACCUGUCUAUGCAACUUAUGUCCAGAACCUAAGACUCGCGACCAGAACAUUUAGAACAUUGAAUAACUAAAUGGAUAUUUAAGAAAAAUUUAUCUUUGGUUAAACAUUCAGACCAUGACUGAGAUUAUCAUUAAAUGGAAUAUAUAUAUAUAAAUAUAUAUGGAUAUGAAAAUAUAACCAGACGUGAAUAAAUAUAUAUUGUUAGAUCAUGUCAAUUUCUCUUUAAUCAACUUUUAGAUCAUUUAUCAUACUGUACAUAUCACUGCAGGCCAGAACAGUCUAUAAGUAGCUUCUGUGGCUCCGAAUCGGAACUUUUUAUCCCUUUAAUCGGAUUGCCUAUCAGAUUUAAGCUGUUCUGUUAUAUCAUAUUAUGCCAUACACAAGAGUAGUUUUGACAAAUCAGGUUCACGACCUCAACCGUCCUUCGGUCGAAUGUUGCCGAUGAUCUGCCGAAUGACCAACCUCGUCAUACAUUCGGAACGUCUCGAGCUUUUCAUGACUCACUGUUGAUCCGCGCAUGCAUUUUCAUUUGAACUGAGAGCAACAUUGAUCCUGCUUCACCAUGAAACUUCAUGCUGUGAAAAUGUGCAACAUAUACGCAGAUUUCCUGAUCUAUUUUCUGCACAUGCAGUCUCGAGCUUUUACCGAGGAUACACAAAUUAAAACUCAGACGUUUUGAACACACCACGCCGAUCUUUGAGGCUCUCGUGUUACAGCAUACGUAUAAUCUAGUUCAGGAAUGUAUAUAUUGUUAGAAAUGACAGCACGGGUGAAAAUGCGUUAUAUCUAGCGAUGUUUUCUUUCGUAUUGGAAAUGUUUGAGCAUUGUACUGUUUCGGUAAUAAAUUUGUAAAUAAAAUACAA